This is a messenger RNA of Rhopilema esculentum, 4706 nucleotides long. RefSeq lists its product as uncharacterized. Gene Ontology annotation, molecular function: zinc ion transmembrane transporter activity. NCBI's taxonomy places the organism in Eukaryota, Metazoa, Cnidaria, Scyphozoa, Rhizostomeae, Rhizostomatidae. The record is from RefSeq and is a predicted model, not a curated record. Gene Ontology annotation, biological process: zinc ion transmembrane transport; intracellular zinc ion homeostasis; detoxification of zinc ion. Gene Ontology annotation, cellular component: membrane.
UCUCGCAGGUAUUCGAUAUAUACAGGUUUCAUUGUAACUAACUUUGGCAGGUACAGGAAUUUUUGCUAAUUGCUUGCCGUGGUCUCUGACCCGAAUCUUAUCUUGAAUACUGUCAAGCGAUGCGUGUAAUCCAAGGGGAUGCAAGGAAUUGCCUUCUUGAAUCAGUGUAUGGGUCCGUUAGCAUACAAUUUUUUUUAUAUUUAUCGAAGUUUCGUAUUUCAUUGAAUUGGAAUUUUUGCUGCUGAUUUGGAAGAGAUUUCUGACAAUCAAGAGUUUAAACCCAGGAUAUGCGCUGUUUUGGGAAAUCCAACUUGUUGAUCGGCAAAUUUUGCAAUUAAAGGUUGCCAUCUUCCUUUACCAUAUUGGAAAUAUACAGGAGUUUACUAGAGCUUGCUAUAUAUAAGGACAUCGCAUUUUGCGUUUCGCAACAAAGAAAAACAUGGGCGUCGUGGACUGUAUUAAUAGGUACAUACCUUGCUUACUUAGCAGAAAGACUGCCUUCAUAUCGAUGACAUUUUUGCUUUCAGCAUUCUUCUUGACAGAAAUAGUGGUAGGGUAUAUCACAAAUUCAAUGGCGCUGAUUGCUGAUUCAUUUCACAUGUUAUCAGACGUUGCGUCUCUUAUAGUAGGCUAUCUAGCGCUUAGGUAUUCAAAUAUCGAAGCACCAAAGGAUAGGUAUACAUUUGGAUAUGUAAGAGCAGAGGUAAUUGGAGCGCUCGUCAAUGCCGUAUUUCUUGUAGCGUUAUGUUUCUCUAUUUUCAUCGAAGCAAUGAAACGACUUGUUAUGGUUGAAGGUAUAGAGGACCCACUUCUUGUUUUCUCUGUUGGUGCAAUUGGACUGAUAGUAAAUGCUUUUGGAGUCUUCCUUUUCCAUCAGCAAGGUAUCCAACAUGGACACAGCCAUGGAGGGCAUGGUCAUAGUCACGGGGGACAUGGACACAGUCAUGGGGGACAUGGACAUAGCCAUGGGAAUGGGAAAGAUGUCAAAGAGGGUGAAGAUACAGCUAAUAGCAAUAAAAAUGUGGAUGAUCCAGAAAAGUCGCUUGGCUCAACAGAGUGUUCUGGUGUUGGAUAUGAAAGCUAUUCCCAUUCUGUCACAGAUACUGAUGACGAGAUACGAACUCCGAGACCGGUCAUGAAAUCAGCUAGUCAACUGAACAUUAACGGAGUCUACCUGCAUAUUUUGGGAGAUGCCCUUGGCUCUGUAAUUGUGAUGAUAAGUGCAUUGAUUAUUCUAUUAGCACAUGGCACGUGGACACUUUAUGUUGAUCCUGCAAUGAGUAUAGUCAUGGUUCUCAUCAUAUUAAAAACGUCGAUUCCACUUUUGAAAGAAACGUCACUGAUUCUUAUGCAGACUGUUCCAACGCAUCUUAACGCGGAAGAUAUCAAAACAAGGUUAUUGCAGACGAUCCCUGGAAUUCAGGGAGUCCACGAGUUUCAUGUAUGGCAGCUUUCUGGUGACAAGAUUAUAGCAUCGAUACACGUCAAAUUCCGCGACAUAGAAGACUACAUGUCAAGGUCGAAUGAGAUAAAGAAGUUUUUCCACAAGGAAGGCAUUCACUCAACUACAAUCCAACUUGAGUUUGACAACCCCAGCGAGCCGACUGGCUCCAAAUGCAUGAUCGUUUGCACGGGUGACAAUUGUGCAGACAUGACGUGUUGCAAAGUAAACGAAACAACGACAACCAUAGACACGUAUUCAUUGGAGGAGAAGGCACAACAACAACAACAACAGCAACAGCAACAGCAACAACAGCCCUAAAUAAGCGGCGAAUGCUGAAGUGGAGAACCAUAAUGAGGCCUGACUCCAGGGUUACUGGGCUAGGGCCAUGUAGAGGUCUGACACCCCCAAUUUUUCAUAAGUUUCUCUGUAAAUUUUUAGUUGGUGUAAAAAUUCCCUGGUUUGUCGGUAAAAUCGAUGUCGGUAGGUUAAAAAGCACCUAUAUUUCUCUGUUUCUAUUUCUUCGUUGAUAAAUUUUACUACUCGUGGUCCUCCAGCCCCCCCCCCCUAGUCUAGAAGGUCGAGCUACGCCACUGCUAGGGCGCUCGGGGGCCCAGCUUCCUCUCAAAAUGUCAAAAGCUGGUCGAUUAUAAAUCUCGUUCAUGGAACUUGAGAUAUCUUUGGAAAGCUCUUAGUGUUUUCUACAUCACUAAAGUAAAUCCUAGCAAAAAGAGCCUAUGUGUCUAACACCUACAGACUGUUUUUCUUUGGUUAACCACGUUGUACGUAUAAGCGUGUUUAAGCUUGACGAGGAAUUAAGGAAUAAGUCUGUCUGUAAGGACGCAGCCCCUGACCCAUUUUUGAGACAAGGCAUCACUACUGUAUAAAUGAUGACGUUUAUUCAUUAUCACCAUACAUCUAUCAACCGUCAAUAGAGUACUGAAGUGAUAACGUCAUAUAAAAAAUAUAUUUUUAGAAUUUGUGAAUUUUGAUCCCAGAACCUGAAUCAGAGCAUCAUGAAAUACCUCUAAAUAUGCAAAAACAGUUAAAGGCAUUAAGAACUGGCUGAGAUAUGGCCACAUUAGCACAGGCUCUUGUCCCAUCAAACCUCUGUAAUUUGGUCUUGGUUCAUAACUGUAUGAACCAGACCAGAACAACAGUGAUCCGUUAGCAAACUUGAAAUCUUUCAUUGGCCAUAUCUUGCCCAAUUUUGAACAUAUCUAACUAACUUUGCAUGUUGAGAGGCAUUUUAUACUGUUAUUUCAGAUUAUGUGGCCAAAUUUAAGAAAUUCUAAAAAAUAGGUAUUUAAUGACGUCAUCACUUCGGUACACUACUGCAGGUUGAUAGAUGUAUGGUCAAUGAACAUCAUCAGUUCUACCUGAUGACGAGAUAUACUCAAAACGUCGUACAAAUAAUUCAUUUCUUGUACAAAGUCGCUAAUUCAUUGUACCUAUUUUUGUUCAUACUUCAGAAGUGCUUGGGCAAGUUGCAAAUUGAAAACAAUUACCAUAAAACUACAUCUAGCGUAAUCAAGUUUGGGUUAUCUACAGGUCGUCAGGGGUCCAUUUAAAGUGUUUUCAAUAUGAUUUUAAAUUUAUUGUGCCUGCCAUUGAUGAAAUGUGAAUGCACCCUUUUUAUAAAAAUAUUGUUUGUAAGUAUAUUCAGGCUCAAAAUCAUCAAAUUUUUAAGAAUAUUCUAAGAGUAUUGCUUAGCCUCAGUUCGCAUAUUUGGCCUCGUUGUUCAGCAGUUACUUGUUUUGCAAUUUUCAUAAAUGGGAAUCGCAAAACUGACAUCUCGUUUUUCAAAAAGGGUGGUUUUUCGUCAAGAACGGGAGAUGUUCCCCUGAAACUAUGUCAGAUUUCAAAAAAUAGGAAUUCUUUAAGAAUAUACUUAAGCUCAACAAUAUCGGAACUUGAGAUAAUAAAUUGUUCUCUUGUAACUAAGAGUGUAGUUGAAUUUGGUUGUAUCGAAAAAUCUCCCUACCUAUGUACAUAUUAAUCUUGAAGGAAAAAUAAAAAUUACAUUCAAAGACCGAUAUUCGAAUCAAAAUCCUAUCUUUUUAUAAUUUCUCCAUUUAUUCCAACUUUUGAAGAUUGGAAAAUCCUUUACUUUCCUAUUAAGCUUGACUUUAUCUAAAAGUUGUCUGUAUACCGGAGUCGAGAGCUUCAGAUCCUCAUAAACUAUUUGACUGUGAAACUACGUAAUUCUUGUAUAAAGUUUAUUAAUAAUGUCUUUUUAACUUUUAUACGUUAUUGAUGAUUGAUAAUAGCUUUUUGAGAUGAAAUUAUCGAGCAAUAACAUUUUUAUUUGCAGAUCGUUUUCUCUUCACAUGUCAAUUUAUUAACGGACGAACAGGGUCUUAUGGCGCUCGAGUUCGUCAAGAGAUUGUAAAAGGAUAUUUGCACGCAAAAUAAAUACGGCAACCGAUUUGCGUUUCUUUGCCUUCAUUUUGCUGGCGUGAGUGAAAAGUCAAAUGAAAAAUCGAGGGAAAGAUCGAAAAGUUUGGCCACCCAUACUCGACUUAGCUCGAUUUUGAGAUCAAAUGUCGAGAGAAAGAUCGAGCGAAAAAUUGAAUCGUUUGGCCAAGGCUUAAAUCUGAUGAAAAAACUUUGGGGGCGGGUUAUGUACAUUAUCUAGAUCGUCACAUUUAAAUGGCAUGAGACAUGUGACAUUUAAAUGAGGUGUUUCCUCCGGAAGAAAACGUUUCCAACAGGGAAACAAGGACGUGGUCCAAAGGGCAUGGUACCUGACACCCCUUUUGUCCCCCCACUUAUCCCAGGCUGGAGCCGCCACUGUUUAGGGCUAUAGUGGAAAAAUUUGUAUCAUUUGAGUAUCACCAUUUUUGUCGGUAGAUUUUCACGAAUACAUAAAUAUGAAAAAACUACAAUAUUUCCUUUGGAGACAGUUGGGUUUUUUUUCUUUGCGAUAUAAGAGGGGCAGCCAUAACAAAACCAUAUAUACUGUAUUACGUAUCAAUCACUAUAUCCUCAAGGGCACAUUUUAGCUUGGCAUUUUUUACUUGAUUAAUAAUCCAGUAUCAAAAAUCUGCUUAUCCAUUAUCUAAAUUCUAAUAGUGUUUAUUAUUAGUGGGAUAGAUAUUUAAACAUUUUUUUUACCCCCUACCAAUGCAUUUUCAAUCAACUUUAGAAAACUCUAAAAUUUCUGCGUAAAGAUUAAGCAGCAGAUACCACGAUAUUAGGGUUUUAGCCCCUAAUAAUUUUCUAAAUGUGCUUGAAACUAUACAAAAAUCGCUCUGCAUUUGGU